Molecule: messenger RNA, 1117 nt
Organism: Pieris napi
Lineage: Eukaryota; Metazoa; Arthropoda; Insecta; Lepidoptera; Pieridae
Exons: 7
Coding region: 354-1043 (229 amino acids)
Source: RefSeq, a predicted model, not a curated record
CUGUCCACUGAACCUCGGCCAUAGAUAAUAUACUGAUACUCUUGACUUGCUAAUAAACUUGUAUAAAAAAAUAAUAAAUUAAUUUAAUUUCUAUAACACUGUUUUUUCGAUUUUUUUAUUUCGUGUUUAAACUUUCAAUACUUAAACAAUCUUAAACGAUUCAAGUAAAAAUGGGUGUAAAAAUGUCUUUUGUGGCGUUAUUACCUGUAUUAAAAAUAAUAAUAAAUUCCAGCGGGAAUAGAUAUUUUUAAUACAGGUACGGCUAUUUCAAAACCGUUAGGCCCUCCAAUAUAAAAACUAAAAAGUAAAAACUGUCGUUAGUCGUGUCCAACAAUAAUGAUGGUAUUAAAAAAAUGAACCCAAAUUCUACGAAGCAAAGAUCACGGCCAACACCAGCUCAAGUAAAAGUAGUGCUCAGUUUUUUAGAACAGCAUCCAGAAAUGGCUUGGAAGGAACCAAGAAAUGGAAAUGCAGGGUUUCAUAGGAUUAGAAAAAUGUGGGAAGAGCUAACUAAAACUGUAAAUUCGAUUUAUGGGGCACGUAAAAGUACUAGUGCCUGGAUGAAGUAUUGGCAAGAUAAAAGAAGAAAUGUUCUAGUAAAAAGCAGAUUAAUAAAGCAAGAGAAAGUUCGACUGAACCUUACAUCAGUUGAUAAAAGGAUAAUAAAAUUACAUCAAAUGAGAAGAAAUAAUAAAGUAAUAAUGAACAAGCCUUGUAAUGGAGAAGACAAUUCUGAUGAUGAUGCAUAUGAGGUUCCCAAUGAUGAUGGAAUGGUUACUAAUGUAUUUGAAGAAAAAAGUUUGAACUUAAUGGGUACAAUGAUUGAUGUAAUGGCAAAACAGGCAGAAGCACUUACUCAUAUAGGUCAAGAGUCAUUAAAAAAAUCUGAAGCAAUGCAACAAAUCGCAGAAGCGUCCUUAACACAGGCUCUGGCAGUUGACAAAUUAGCAAUAAUAUUUGAUGGAUUCAGUGGCUCACUGUAUGAAGUUAGAAACGCUAUUCAGAGCAUAGACUAUACCAUGAAGAGGUGUUACCCCCCCUAACACAAAAUAGAAACAACUCUAUUAUUAGGUUAAGGGUUAUUUGUUUUUAUAAAUAAAGAAGUUUUCCACCAAAA